Messenger RNA from Aspergillus heteromorphus CBS 117.55, 1585 nucleotides. Its product is annotated as MBL fold metallo-hydrolase. The record is from RefSeq and is a predicted model, not a curated record. Lineage: Eukaryota; Fungi; Ascomycota; Eurotiomycetes; Eurotiales; Aspergillaceae. Bases 48 to 1091 code for a protein of 347 amino acids. The transcript has 4 exons. Gene Ontology annotation, molecular function: transferase activity.
CAACAGCACAAUAUCACAACAGCACAGCAGCACAGCGGCACAACAAAAUGGCAUCCACUCUCCUAGAAAUCGACUCCCUCGAAGCAACCAUCAUCAUCGACAACGAGCUCGACACCAUGUCCCCCGUCGCCCCAGACACCGUGCAGGUCACGGGCCAAAUGCGCAGUCUGGCCACGGACUCUCCGCACUUGAUCCACGACCGAGGGGACGCGAGAAGGGAGCUCCAGAUGGAGGAUAUUUGUUGCGCUGCACAUGGGCUGUCUAUUCUAGUGACCGCCACGAAAGACGGAGAACGACACACGCUCCUCUUCGACGCAGGACCAGAAGGCGAAGCCUGGGAGCGGAACGUCAAGAGACUCCGUCCGGACCUUUCAGCCGUGGAACUGGUCCAGUUAUCACACUGGCAUCGGGAUCAUUCUGGCGGUCUCCAACGCGCAAUUCAGAUGAUCACAUCCGCCCGACAAAGCACAAGCAACAGCCACGGCGAUGGUCAUGGACCGAUAGUAGACGUCCACCCAGACCGUCCCGACUACCGGGGCAUGGCUAUCGGGGAGAAUAUCAUCUCUUUACAGGCAGAUCCCACCUUCGCGGAACUGAAAGAGGCCGGGGGUGUGGUGGAGAAGCAUGACGACGGACAUACGGUUCUGGAUGAUUUCUUCUUCGUGUCCGGCGAGAUUCCCCGGCGGACGGGGUAUGAGAUGGGUCUGAGGGGCGGGAUGCGGUUCGAUAAAGAUGAAGGCGAUUGGUUCUCUGAUGAGGGUAUUGCGGAUGAGCGGUUUUUGAUGUGUAAUCUGAAAGGAAAGGGCAUCGUCAUGUUCACGGCAUGCAGUCACGCCGGGGUGGUCAAUUGCGCGCGACACGCUAUCGAUGAGCUGGGGGGUGAUGUCCCUCUGCAUGCGAUUAUCGGGGGGUUCCAUCUUGCGACGAGUGACGCGGCGCAGCUGGAGAGCACUGUGAGAGAUCUGAAGAGACUUGAUCCAGCGGUUAUCCUGCCGGGACACUGUUCGGGUUGGAGGGCCAAGUUCGCGAUUGAGAGGUCUAUGCCGGGGGCGUUGGUGCCUUGUUCGGUGGGUAUGAAGAUUACGUUCUAGAUUGUGCCAAGUGGUUCGAUAGUCCUCAAGAUGGAAAUACGCGUGAGGCGAGGACUAUGAUGAUGCUUUUGAGCUGUCGCGCACAGCUCCGCAGAUGUCUGAAGCACAGCUUUGAGGAAGUCUCGCUCGCAGUUUUGUGGAAGACUCGGGCAUGAGGCUGUCGGGUUUGUCUCCUGACGGUCCCUCCGGCCAAGCUGGAGUCUGUAAUGGUGUGUUGGAGAGGUGUGCUAUCUCCCACAGAUUCUCUCGACGGGCUGAUUCAUUGAUGGUCCUAUCCUAUGGUCUUGGAGCCUUGACUGACACGCAAUGACAGUGGCUGUCUCUUUGGAAGAUGCAUGGUGUCAAUAUCUACAGGCACAAGCUUCACGAGUUGCAGGUAUAUCCUGGCCAUGCACUGGCUCAGCAAAUGUCUACAUCUGAUAUCUAUUGAAUUGGGAUCUGAAAGGGCCAGUCUGGAGCCUAGUCAAAAGACAUGGUGAACCCCUAAAGAUGAC